Messenger RNA from Anisakis simplex (herring worm), 951 nucleotides. The record is from the annotation of a GenBank genome assembly. Lineage: Eukaryota; Metazoa; Nematoda; Chromadorea; Rhabditida; Anisakidae.
AUGAGAACGAGUAAAUCUGCAUUAAAGAGUCAGUUGAAGUGCUUUAGGGAAGCUGCGAAUAAACGAUUUCGUGAGAAAUAUUCGAACGUGAUACGCGAUGGUGAGGAGGACGUGUUCUUGACUCCCGAAGAAGAAACGACAUUGAGGAAUAUUGUCACUGAAACUGGUAUAAGAUUCGCAGAAGACUUUCGACCGGCAAUGUGGUUGUCUGUAAGAUGGACUGCAUUCGCCUACUUUAAACGUUUCUUCUUGCAUAACUCCACUAUGGAAUAUUCACCGAAAAGUGUCAUGAUGGCUUGUUUCUACUUGGCCGCGAAGGUGGAUGAAUUCAAUCUCUCAAUACAAGAUUUUAUCAAGAAUUUAAGGUCGGGUACAGCGAAGACGAAUGCUGAGACGAUAUUAUCGUUAGAGCCGGAAAUAAUGUCAAAGUUGAAUUAUCAUCUAACGGUGCAUGCGCCUUUCCGACCGUUCGAAGGGCAUUUAAUCGAUAUGAAGACGCACUCUUUGCUUGGCUUCGAUCUGGAACAAGUUCGACCGCAUUCAAGUGACUUCUUCAAGAAAGCUUUACUGAGUGAUGUGAUGCUUUUAUAUCCGCCAUCACAAAUUGCGUUGGCAGCACUGAAAUAUGCACUGCAAAGGCUUGAUAAAUCGGAUGAUUUGUUGAAAGAUCAAUUUUUGUACAAAUUGUUGAAUAUCGAUACAUGGCAGCCACAAAAUAAUGAUGUUAUAAUAUGUGAGAAAUUAAUAUCACGACUUGAUGAGAUCAUCGCAUUUGUACUAGCCAAUUGUGAACCUGUUAGUAAGGAAGCGAACGCAGCAUUACAGAGUAAAAUGCAGCAAUGGGUUAGUGCAUUGCCGGAUCUUGAGAGAAGGCUGAAUGAAGCGUCCACUGUGGGAUCGAAUGAAAAUUCGAAUACAAAUUCGGCGUUCAAUUCGGAUGAUGACGAUUAA